Messenger RNA from Kwoniella shivajii, 594 nucleotides. RefSeq lists its product as uncharacterized. The transcript is spliced from 3 exons. The record is from RefSeq and is a predicted model, not a curated record. Gene Ontology annotation, cellular component: mitochondrial inner membrane. Lineage: Eukaryota; Fungi; Basidiomycota; Tremellomycetes; Tremellales; Cryptococcaceae. Gene Ontology annotation, biological process: mitochondrial respiratory chain complex I assembly. The coding region runs from base 1 to 594 and encodes 197 amino acids.
AUGAUAUCUCGUUCUUCAUCCUCGCUCCGUCCACUGCUCAACAGCGUCCGAUCUCCCGCUCGUCUGCGUCGAUGUGGUCCAUCUCGAGAAAUCCCUGACUGGCACUCACGAUCAACACAACAGCGAAUACGUGGAUUCCAAAAUAUCCUAGCGCCAAAUCCAGACUCUACAGAUACGCCGAAUUUAGCUAUCAAUAAACUUACACCGAGGGGAUUCAUCUUAUCUGAUAAUUUGGUUAUCCCAGGAGGAGUCAUAUUCCAUUCCGGACGUGCAAUCUUAUGGGAUGUUGAUCCCCCUGAAGCUGGUAAAGCCACUUUGGUCGAUAUGUGGAAAGGCUGGGAAGCAGAGAGGUUCAGAGCGUUGGAAGUAUUGGUUCCGAGACCUGAAAUACUACUAUUUGGCACGGGACAAACAGCUAUACCCGCUCCCAAAUCAAUACGCGAUUACAUAUCUAGUUUGGGUAUACAACUGGAUGUCAUGGACACGAGAAAUGCAGCAUCGACAUAUAACUUACUGGCGGAAGAAGGCAGGACAGUAGCUGCUGCUUUGUGUCCACUGAAUCCUAUCGAUCCUACAACUGGUGAACCUAGAUAA